Messenger RNA from Penicillium riverlandense, 510 nucleotides. RefSeq names its product Tvp18 family protein. Lineage: Eukaryota; Fungi; Ascomycota; Eurotiomycetes; Eurotiales; Aspergillaceae. Bases 1 to 510 code for a protein of 169 amino acids. The transcript has 4 exons. Gene Ontology annotation, cellular component: Golgi membrane. Gene Ontology annotation, biological process: vesicle-mediated transport. The record is from RefSeq and is a predicted model, not a curated record.
AUGACGCUGGCUGAAGAGUUCCGUUCGCGAAAUUUCAGCAUCUACGGGCAAUGGUUAGUACUCUACCUCACCGGUCAUGUUCCCACUCUGUACCUGGUGCUCGAGCUUGUGAAACGGACCGGCGUGCUGUCCAUGAUCCUCUGCUUCGCCGUGGGGAUUUCUAACUUUUUCGCGGCACCGCUCCGCAUCAUCUUCGGAGCGCUAUGUUUCGCCUCUUCAUUCAUCAUCCUCUUCAUUGAGGUGCCCUUCCUCCUCCGCAUCUGCCCGACCUCCUCCACAUUCGACGCCUUCAUCCGCCGCUUUACGACCAACUGGAUGCGCGCCGGCAUGUACACCAUUCUCAGCGCUAUCCAGUGGGCCAGUCUGGUCUCCGGCGCCUCCAGCUUGCUCGCCGCCGCCGUGACCCUCAUCGUGGCCGCGGCCUUCUACGCGCUGGCGGGCAUGAAGAGCCAAGAGUUUGUGGGUAGCAAGACUCUCGGCGGCCAGGGUGUUGCACAGAUGAUUGUCUGA